This is a messenger RNA of Mucor velutinosus, 1377 nucleotides long. RefSeq lists its product as uncharacterized. Gene Ontology annotation, molecular function: ATP binding; DNA ligase (ATP) activity. Gene Ontology annotation, biological process: DNA recombination; DNA repair. Bases 1 to 1377 code for a protein of 458 amino acids. The transcript has 2 exons. Lineage: Eukaryota; Fungi; Mucoromycota; Mucoromycetes; Mucorales; Mucoraceae. The record is from RefSeq and is a predicted model, not a curated record.
AUGACCCUUUUGUAUUUAUUACCUAAACGAUUCUACAGCUCCAACAAGCAAACCUCUCCUGUAGCUCAAUUAGAUCAACUAGCAAAGUUAUGCGCCAGUGUGAAUGGCGUGCAAAGUACACUGAAGAAGAGCGCCAUCGUCAAAGAGUCGCCAGCAUGCCAUUCCACUUUGAAGCGCAUCUACGAUCCACACUUGCGCUUCCACCUCUCCAAGAAUUCAGCACUAAAAUAUCUAAAGUCGCAUGCCAUUGAAGCUGUAUCCACAUAUGACGAUUUGAACACACUGUUGGACGACUUGGCAGCACGCACACUGAGAGGAAACGCUGCUUGUGAAGCAGUGGGAGCCUUUUAUCAGACGCAUUGCCUGACAGAGGAGCACAAGGACAUCUUUUGGCGCAUCCUGGACAAGAACUUGAAAAUGGGCGUUUCUUUCAAGACCAUCCGCCAUGUGCUGCCCAUGGAGAGCAUGAGUGUUGCAUUAGCAGCAUCCUAUGUGCCUCAUCUUGAUGUGACAGAGGGUUGGUAUGUCUCUCAGAAACUAGACGGUAUUCGAUGCAUUGCUAUGAUACGAAAGAGCAAGGGCGGUUGCCAGCACGACAUUCAGUUUUAUUCCCGUACAGGAAGGCCAUUUCAAUCAUUACAAAAAGUAAAGAACGACAUACAGAAACGACUGCAUAAAUUAGCCCUCCACGAUGAAUUCGUGCUAGAUGGAGAAAUAUGCGCUUACACCAGUGAUGAUUUGAAGAACGAAGAUUUCUUGAAGGCAAUGGGACAGGUGCGACGGUUUGAGGAAAUGGAGAACCCAGUCUAUCAAGUGUUUGAUCGGAUUCAACUAGAUCAUUUUCUGCAAGCAAAAGGAGAUGAGCUGUUUAGUGAGCGUCAACAGGCAUUGGAGUCAUUUAUAGGCACAAUACCACUCCCCCAUCUCAAAAGAGUAGUGCAAACAAAACUGUCAGAUUCGAAUCAGUUGGACCGGCUCAAGAAGGAAGCCAUAGAGAAAGGCUGGGAGGGAUUGAUGCUGAGAAAAGACGUCGGCUAUGAAGGAAAGCGAACGAAAAACUUGGUCAAGCUCAAGGAAUGGGAGGAUGCUGAAUACACUGUGAAAAACAUAGAAACUGGAUACAUGCGAAUGGCAGACACAGGUGAGACCAAGCUUGUGGUCACCAAUGUCAACAUUGAGCACAAAGGAUACCCUGUCAGUGUUGGGUCUGGAUUCUCCAUGCAAAGCCGCAUAGAUUACGCUCAACAUCCAGAGAGGAUCAUUGGCAAGACAAUUACCGUUCGCUACUUUACAGAAUCCAAAAAGGAGAAUGGAUCCAUCUCAUUGCGCUUUCCAACUGUCAAAGCAGUCUAUGAGGAUGGAUCAAGGGACAUGUGA